Molecule: messenger RNA, 993 nt
Organism: Didymodactylos carnosus
Lineage: Eukaryota; Metazoa; Rotifera; Eurotatoria; Philodinida; Philodinidae
Source: the annotation of a GenBank genome assembly
AUGCAAUACCAAAAGAUUGGAAACACAGAUAUUGAAAUAUCUCGCGUAAUUCUUGGUUGUGGCAAUUUUGGUGGUAUUGGUUCGAUUCCUUCAUUGUUUGGUCAAGGAGAAAAUGAAGAACAGGCACAUGAAAUUUUAGAUGCAGCUGUUCGUCUUGGUAUAACAACAUUUGAUACGGCUGAUGGCUAUGGGGGUGGUAGAAGUGAAACAUAUAUAGGAAAUUGGCUGAAUAAAUGUGAUGAAAAAGUUAGAAGUAAUAUUGUAUUGAGCUCAAAAACCUAUAAUCCAAUGUUUAUUGGUGAUAGUAAGGGAUUAUCAAAAGAAAGAAUUUCAAAAAAAAUUGAUGGCACACUACACCGUCUUGGAAUAAAGCAACUGGAUAUGUAUCUUUCACAUGAAAUGGAUAAUGAAACACCAUUGGAAGAAACACUUAGUUGUUUUAAUGAAUUACAAAAAAGUGGAAAAAUACGUGCAUACGGUGCAUCAAAUAUUGAUUGUGAACAAUUAGAAAAAAGCAUAUCUAUUUGUGAGAAUCUUAAUUUAAAUAGGUAUGAAUGGGUACAAAACUCAAUGUCAUUAUUAAAUUAUUCAGAAGCAGAAAAAGUGUUACAAAUAUGUUCUAAGUAUGGCCUUGGUUUUACUCCUUAUAGUCCAUUAGCCGGUGGAUGGUUAACAGGAAAAUAUCAACAAGGUCUUGAUUAUGAACGUGGUUCGCGGAUGACACUACGACCUGAACCAUAUGGUAAUUUUGUUAGACAUCAAGAUAGUAUAUCAGAUGGCUUAAAUUCAAUGAGAAAAAUCAGUAAGGAACGAUUUGGUAAUAUAAGUAUUGCUGGCUUAAGUUUAGCUUGGUUACUUAGUGAUCGUCGAAUAACAGGAAUAAUUAUUGGACCUCGUAAAUCAGAGCACUUUGAACCUAUACAUGAAGCAUUAAAUACGCGUCUUAAUGAAACUGAUCGAAUCGAUUUAGCAAAUCUAUUUCCAUUAUUGUAA